Hyaloscypha bicolor E is the source of this 995-nucleotide messenger RNA. Its product is annotated as phosphatases II. The coding region runs from base 126 to 995 and encodes 289 amino acids. Gene Ontology annotation, molecular function: phosphoprotein phosphatase activity. The transcript has 4 exons. Lineage: Eukaryota; Fungi; Ascomycota; Leotiomycetes; Helotiales; Hyaloscyphaceae. Gene Ontology annotation, biological process: dephosphorylation. The record is from RefSeq and is a predicted model, not a curated record.
GGGGCGUCUGCCGGCCGCGGCAACUUUCCUCUGAUUCCGCAUAUGUUGGCUUUCCCUCAACUCCUUUUAACUCGACGUUCCUGUCACUAAACUUAAUUCAUUUGGCAAAUCCAAAGUGACAAGCUAUGACUACUUCAACGGAAGGCGCCGAACCUGCAGCCUUGCCAUCCCCGCCAUUUAUCACUGUAGCCGGGAUCCCCAAUUUUCGGGACUUGGGAGGCUAUCCUAUUGCCUCGCCAUCCAACCACUUGGUUCGCAGGGAAGUGAUUUACCGUUGUGGAGAACCCUCACAGGUUACCAACGAUGGAAUCACAACAAUGCAAAGACUGGGAAUCACCCAUAUCUAUGACCUGAGAUCGAACAACGAGAUCGAGCGAGCUCAAGUAGCAGGCCGAGGAGGAGUGGUGGAGUGGGAGGGAUGCGAGAGAGUAUUCGUCCCUGUUUUUACAGACAAGGAUUACAGCCCACAAAACCUGGCUGUGAGGUAUAAAGACUAUUCCACGAGUGGGACAGAGGGCUUCACAAGAGCUUAUUCUGAUAUCAUGAAUAAUGCUCCUCCUUCUUACAGAACUAUUUUAUUGCAUCUCGCAAAUGAGCCAGAGAAGCCUCUGAUUGUUCAUUGUACGGCAGGGAAAGAUAGGACUGGGGUGAUUUGUGCCAUAGUUUUAUCACUUUGUGGCGUGGAUGAUGAAGUUGUCGCUCGUGAAUAUUCUCUCACAGAAAUCGGGUUGACGAGGGAGUGGAAGGAAUCUGUUAUUGAGCAUUUGAUGGAUAAUCCUGCUCUUAAGGGGAACAUGGAGGGUGCUUGGAAUAUGAUUUCUGCCAAGGCUGCCAAUAUGUUGGCCACUCUAAAGAUGAUCAGAGCGAACUUUGGGUCUGCUGAGAAAUAUGUUAUCGAGAAGUGCGGCUUGACCAAGGAAGAGGUGGAGAAAAUACGGAAAAAUUUGAUUGUCGAGGAGCCUGCUGUGCAUAUGAAGCUUCAACAAAACUUAUAG